Molecule: messenger RNA, 4526 nt
Organism: Callorhinchus milii (elephant shark)
Lineage: Eukaryota; Metazoa; Chordata; Chondrichthyes; Chimaeriformes; Callorhinchidae
Gene: sall3a
Product: spalt-like transcription factor 3a
Biological process (GO): regulation of transcription by RNA polymerase II
Cellular component (GO): nucleus
Molecular function (GO): RNA polymerase II cis-regulatory region sequence-specific DNA binding; DNA-binding transcription factor activity, RNA polymerase II-specific
Source: RefSeq, a predicted model, not a curated record
UUGUUGCUGAUGUAUCUGCCACCACCACCACCACCACCACCAUGUCGCGCCGCAAGCAAUCCAAGCCCCAGCAUCUCAAGUCGGACGAGGAAGCAGUAGCAAUAGUUUCGGAAAAUUCAGCCCCAGGGGAAGGACCGGAUGAUGGUGAUAGUGGGAAUGAAAGCAGAAGUGGAAGUGAGGAAACCCACAUCUGUGAGAAAUGCUGUGCAGAAUUCUUCAAGUGGCCUGACUUCCUGGAGCAUCAGAAGAAUUGCACUAAGAAUCCACUAGUCUUAAUUGUAAAUGACGAAGAAGCAGCACCUUUGGAAGAAUUCCCAGAAGCAUCUCCUGCCAGCUGCCCAAGUGAUCAAGUCGAGAGUGAGGCUGCUGAGGAUAGUGCUCAGUUAGAGGGAAAUGACAGCUCUGAGGUAAAGAGUGCAGAGCAAGACGAGCCUAUGGAGGUAGAUGCCACCACUGACAAAGGUUACCAGAAUCAAGGUACCUCCAGCACUGCUACUUCGCUACCUCACAUUCCUGAAGCAUCUUCCAUGACCAAUUAUACCAUGCCAAACACUAAUGUGACUUUAGAGACUUUGCAAAGCACUAAAGUGGCCGUGGCACAGUUCUCCCAGGACACAAGAUCAAACUGUCCUAAUUCAAACAGUGCGGUGUCCACAAUGGCCAUCCCUAUGAUUCUGGAGCAGUUGAUGGCUCUGCAACAGCAGCAGCUCCACCAACUACAACUAAUUGAACAAAUCCGCAACCAAGUAGCAUUGAUGAACCCACAAACAAUACACCCUUUAAAUUCAUCAGUACCAACACAAGGUGCUUCAGUGGCUGCUCCUAGCCAGCAUGUUUCAUUCAGUGAUCAUUCUUCUCACCAGUUGUCAACAGCUGCUUCAGCAUCAGGAACAGGACAGGCAUCCAGUAUCCAUUCUUCUUCUGCCUUUGACAGCUCACAACAAGUUGCACAGCCUGCCUCUGGGGCUAGCACUCCAGGUUUGCCCGGUAGUGUAUCUCCCCGAUUGGAAUCAACCUUGCCCUCAUCCGCUGGUGGAAUUUCAUCUUCUUUGACUCCAAAUUCUGGUUCAAAUACAAGUAAUACUUUGCCUCAGUUACAGAGUUCAGCUUUAUCACUUGGACACGGAAGCCUUCAGUCCCCUUCCAGCCUGUCUAUUCCACUGCUACCUCAAAAUUCAACAAGUAGUGUGAUCUUCCCAAACCCGCUGGUCAGCAUUGCAGCAACUGCCAAUGCUCUAGAUCCAUUGGCUGCUCUUAUGAAACAUCGCAAAGGAAAACCACCCAAUGUAUCUGUGUUUGACCCCAAAAUAAGUUCAGAAGAUCCAUUCUUCAAGCAUAAAUGCAGAUUUUGUGCAAAGGUGUUUGGAAGUGAUAGUGCAUUACAGAUCCACCUCCGUUCCCACACUGGAGAGAGGCCCUUCAAGUGUAAUAUUUGUGGGAAUCGUUUUUCCACUAAGGGUAAUCUUAAAGUUCAUUUCCAGAGGCAUAAAGAAAAGUAUCCUCACAUUCAAAUGAAUCCAUAUCCAGUCCCUGAAUAUCUUGAUAACGUACCCACCAGCACUGGAAUUCCAUAUGGGAUGUCCUUACCACCAGAAAAACCAGUGACUACAUGGUUGGACACCAAGCCUGUGCUGUCGACCUUGCCAACGUCAGUUGGAUUACAGUUGCCUCCAACUCUAUCAAGCAUUUCCAGUCUUGGUGAAUCGCCAAGUGUGACCCCUUUAAAUAGGUCUCCCCAAAGGCCAUCUCCUCCAUCAAGUGAAUGUGCUUCUUUGUCACCAAGCAUGACCAAGACUGAUUCCAACAUUCCACUCACUGCAGAAUCUCCACAGUCAAUUAAUGGUGGCAGUGUAGUUUCAAAAGUUCAAGUUUUAAGUGCACCCACUUCAAGUUUAAAACCAGUAGAAAGCAGUGCACCUGGGUCCUCAGCUCCUAGUUCCACUACAUCGUCUGCUACAGCAGACAAUGGAGUAAACAAUAUAGCUUCAACCCUUACAAGCCCUCUACUUCCAAUAAUAUCCGAACACUUUCAAGCAAAAUUUCCCUUUGGUGGUCUGUUAGACUCUAUGCAAACAUCUGAGACCUCAAAACUACAACAGUUGGUGGAGAACAUUGAUAAAAAGAUGACCGAUCCAAACCAAUGCGUGAUCUGUCACCGUGUACUGAGUUGUCAGAGUGCUCUGAAAAUGCAUUACCGAACACACACAGGUGAAAGGCCUUUUAAAUGCAAAAUCUGCGGACGAGCCUUCACCACAAAAGGCAACUUAAAGACACAUUUUGGAGUUCAUCGAGCAAAACCGCCUCUUCGAGUACAGCAUUCCUGUCCCAUCUGCCAGAAGAAAUUUACAAAUGCUGUAGUUUUACAACAGCAUAUCCGCAUGCACAUGGGAGGGCAAAUCCCGAAUACGCCUUUACCAGAGGGCUUCCCAGAUAAUAUGGACACAGACCUUAGCUGUGAUGACAAUAAUGCUGAGACAAUGAGCAACUAUCUUGAUGAUGACAUGAUGGAUGAAAAUUCAAUGGAAGAGGAGGCAGAGUUAAACAUUACCACAUCUGAGUCUUCAAAGCCAUUGUACUGCUACUCCCAUUCAUCACCAACUUCAUCUCCUUCAGUGAUUUCCAGCAUUGCUGCACUGGAGAAUCAGAUGAAAAUGAUAGACUCUUCUUUAAGUGCUCAGCAGCGAUCUUGUCUCAAAUCUGUUGAAAAUGGAUCCAUGGAAAGUGAUCGUUUAACAAAUGAUUCCUCCUCAGCUGUGGGUGAUUUGGAAAGUCAAAGUGCAGGUAGCCCUGCAAUAUCAGAGAGUUGUUCUUCAAUGCAGGCUUUGUCACCCGUGCAUAGCAAUGCUGAGAGUCAAAGAUCCAAGUCACCAGGCUUUGUCAAUCAAGAAGAACCACAUGAAGCAUCAGUGAAAUCAGAAAAAGCAGAAAGUCCACCAUCUCUUCGGGAGAAUGGAGGUGCACUAGAUCUGACAGCCAACAACCUGGGGCGACCGAUCAUCAAAGAAGAGGCUUUUAGUAUGCUGUUCCCCAACCAAGAAUGUGGUCCCACCCAAAGUACUCCUAGCCUGAUCACCACCACCGCACUCACCGUGGUCAAAAUGGAAGUCAAUGGUCACAGCAAGUCGAUCUCCCUAGGUGAUGGUACGCAGGUUCCAGUUGGUAUACAGGCUUCAGCUGCACCACAGACAGCCAUGAGUCCAGGUAUGACACCCAUUCUGGCGCCGCCACCUCGUCGAACACCCAAGCAGCAUAACUGUCCAUCCUGUGGGAAGGCCUUUUCUUCUGCAAGUGCUCUACAGAUCCAUGAGCGCACCCACUCUGGUGAAAAGCCCUUUGGCUGCACAAUCUGUGGCAGAGCUUUUACAACAAAAGGGAAUCUUAAGGUUCACAUGGGAACCCAUAUGUGGAAUAAUGCUCCAGCGAGACGGGGUCGUCGUCUGUCGGUGGAGAACCCAUUGGCUUUGCUGGGUGGUGAUGCUAUCAAGUUCUCAGAGAUGUUUCAAAAGGACUUGGCAGCUCGGGCAAUGAAUGUUGACCCAACAUUCUGGAACCAAUACGCUGCUGCUCUUACGAAUGGUCUAGCUAUGAAAAAUAAUGAGAUUUCUGUUAUACAGAAUGGAGGCAUUACCCAACUCCCUCUAAGCUUGGGGGGCAGUGGUAUUCCUGCUCUAACUAAUUUGACCGGUGGAAUGGACAGGGUUCGCACAGGAAACAUUUCGCCCAUUACUGGCGUGGAAAAACCAGGCAUGGAAGGAGGAGCAAUCCGGCCAUUUAUUAAAUUUAUUGAAGAUAAUAAAGAAAUUGGCAUUAACUAAAAUGUGCACUCUUAGACACAAGUAACAAAUGGACCAUUUUAUCUUUGGAAUCUUGUACUAUAUUAUGUACAGUUUUUGGAGUAUAACUUCAGUAGAUGUUAAGAUAUGACUUGAACUCCAAAUACUCAGCUGUUGUGUUUUCUUGCUCCUUCUUUACUCAUAACCAGAAUCAAGAAAGUUCUAUAUUCUGGCUGUAGUUUGGGUUGUCUUGCAAGAUUUGCAUGAUACUACUUGUUUCAAUAGUAUGUUUUGCAGAAAAUCAUUUCAGAACUAAAAAAAAAGAAAAAAUAAUUGUACGUGCAUACGUUGAUAGCCCUUGAUUUCUGUGACAAGGUGAACUGUUUCAAUGGAUUGGAAACUGGAUGGAGUUAGUGCUCUUAAUUUAGUUCCUUGAUGGCAGUACUGUAAGUGGAAUCGCGAAGAGCCAUGAAACCAUAAACUGACUGGAGUAUGGCAGAACAAGCGUGCUGGUUGUCUUCACAUGAAGUAGAAACUUGAAAUUAUAAUUUUAUCCUGCUCUUUAAAAAGAUAAAGUGAUUCUCGUGUCCCAGGAGAUGUGUAAUAUAAAAAAACCUGUGCUUGUCUGUUCUAUUUAUAAUGUCAAGGUUAUGCGGGUUAGAAUUGGAAUCCAUCCAACCCCACCUUAAUUACUUUUUGACUCUCCAUAAAUACAUGCAACUUGUUUGCAUAUACUUAUAUGAUUCUCAUGAA